This is a messenger RNA of Penaeus vannamei (Pacific white shrimp), 4446 nucleotides long. It is a transcript of the gene por, whose product is annotated as Protein-serine O-palmitoleoyltransferase por. Gene Ontology annotation, cellular component: membrane; endoplasmic reticulum. NCBI's taxonomy places the organism in Eukaryota, Metazoa, Arthropoda, Malacostraca, Decapoda, Penaeidae. Gene Ontology annotation, molecular function: palmitoleoyltransferase activity; Wnt-protein binding. The record is from RefSeq and is a predicted model, not a curated record. Gene Ontology annotation, biological process: Wnt protein secretion; protein palmitoylation; lipid modification.
CAGCAAGUGAAGUCAGGAAAGCGUGAGCGAAGGGCAUAGCAGGAGAAGCGAAAGAGAGAGAGAGAAAGAGAGGAAAUAAGAUAAUGAGAUAAAUACCGAAUAUGUAAGAUGUUAAAGGAUAAAGAACGAGAGAAUGAAAGAAGACGAAUAAUACAGAUGAGUUUAUAUGAAGAAAAGAAGAGAAAUUAAGAGUGUAUUGUGGUAUGGGCGGUCUCGAGGUCUCUAACACGUACCUUUAACAUCACGCCCAACGCUCCCUCCCACGCCCACGUAGAGAGGCUGACACGCCCACCACCACGCCCACAGUGGAUCUGAAAGUGGGAGGAGACACUUAGUACAAAGAAAACACCGUGAUUUAGAAGAUGGAGGACUUUAUGUAUGGUGACUACGACUAUGAUCCAAACGCAGAGGAUGUCGAAUAUUUGGAUUAUUAUGAUGAUGAAAUAUAUGAGAUCCCGGAAGAUGAGCCGUGGGAGGAUGACGAUGACAUGGAGUCGCAGUUCACAAUCUCGGAGCUGUAUGAGUACUGUGUUGUGCCAACGGUCACAGACUCUGCACGCCACCUUUAUAAUAUUCUGAUGUGGUCAUUGAUCUUCUCAAUCAGCACGAGAUUUGUGCGAGUUCCUGCAUGUCUUGUGCACCUGAUGUCUGCUGCAUGUGGCUGUGUGGUGGCCUGGCAGCUGUUUGGCCAACGCACUGUCUACAUGGCCUCUCUGACGGGUGUUGGUGGGCUGUCCCUUCUCAUCUCAAAUGCACUAGUGAAAGCCCGCCGCGGACCUUGGACUUGUGUGGCAUGUGUGGUUGUCAUGACCGUGUGCGAGUUAUGGUGGGCAGAUCCAGUUGACUGGCAUAGCAUAAGAGGUGCUCAGAUGAUCAUCCUAAUGAAGGUGGUAUCUGUUGGAUAUGAUCUUGAUGCUCGCACUCUCACCACCUGCCCAGGCAUUUUUGAGCUCCUUGGAUACAUCCUGAAUCCUGGUUCAAUCAUCUUUGGUCCCUGGGUUUCCUUUAAAACCUAUAUGAAGGUUCUUGAACCGGCAUCUUGGAAAACAUGGCCAAUUUUGAGGAUCCUACAGAGUUUGGCAGCCAGCCUUUUAUUUUUGAUUAAAUCCACAUGUGUUAUAUCAUGGAUUUUAGCAGACCCAGGAAACAAAUGGAUGCUGGCUUACAGAGAUGCCCUCGCAUUUCGAACAAGCCAUUACUUUGUUUCAUACAUGAGCGAAGUUUCUGCAUUACUAGCUGGCCUAGAAUUGGUGGGAGUUGCUAACCCAGGAUCAAUUGAGGUUCCACGUUCUCUUGGGGAGGUUGUGGUAUUCUGGAAUAUGCCCAUGCACCAUUGGCUAAAAACAUAUGUCUUUAAGCCAGUUCGAGGGCAGCUGGGAGUGUUCUGGGCACUUUUAUUCACCUACAGCAUGUCGGCACUUUUCCACGGUCUGAACUUUCAACUGGCAGCUGUGCUUUUGUCCUUGGGCUUCUAUACUUAUGUUGAGCAUUCACUCAGAUAUAAGCUAGCAAGCGCCUUUGAUGCCUGUAUAUUAGCUAGACCCUGCCCAGAGAAUUGUGGACAUUCGCAGAAAGGAUGGUCAGUGUUUACAAUCUGUACUAACCUGGCUUUUGGACUAUUGGCGAUGUUUCACCUGGCAUACCUUGGCAUCAUGUUCGACUCUUCACCCCAACAACAAGAAUCGGGAUACAGUAUGAAGCAUACUCUAACUAAAUGGUCUAUUUUAGAUUAUGCUAGUCAUUGGGUUGUCUUUGUCUGUUAUAUUGUUAAUGCUGUCAUUUAAGAUUGAUUUUAGUAAUGAGCCAUUUAUAAAUUUAGAUUUUUACAGCUAUAGGGCAUUAUGAUUGCUAAUAGUUUUUAUACAAGAAGGUAGCUGAUGUAAACUUAUUUAUUUAUUAUUAUUUUUAUUUAGGGAAGAAUAGAAUCUUAGGUACAGACAUUUUUUCUUACAAUAUGAAAGUCCAAAGUGUUGGUUUAAUAUGUACAUAUGUACCAUAAAAUAAUGUUUAGAGAGGAGGAGAUUGGCAAUACUCUGGCUAGCAAUAUUUUAGGUUAAACUGUAAAUGUUUGCAACUUGUUAUAUGCAACGGUGUUACAGCAAAAUGAAGUUAGAAUAUAUCUGAAUGAUAAAUCCUUGUAUAUAGUUUUGUAUUUUGAUUGAACAUGUGAAUAGAACUAACACCCUGUCUUGGACUUGAAAUAUUCCAUUGAUUGUUUGUCCCAGUGCUAUAUCCAUGGACAAGCUUACUGAUUGCUCAUCUUUAAACAAGACAAGUCUAAAACUAUACUUUAUUAAAACUGCUACUGGUAAAGGAAGGCAGUUAAGAAAAAUAGAAUCGGCAUUGUGUACUUGAAAUAAUGCAGAAAUUCACAUUAUGCUUUUGCAUUAUCAAAGUUGUUCUUUCUGUCUGAAAAAGGUGCCCAUGUUCAGUUCAAAGUCUUCUGUUUUUAAUACAUUUCAUAGUUUAGACAGACUCUUUGUUAUGUUACUCACUCAACUUAGCCAUACUCUAUUACAUUUGUUUUACAAGACUUGAUAUUAUUUUAGGUCAUAUCUAAUCUACCUUGCAUUCAAUAGUGAUCUAAUUGUAAACCUAAAAUCCAUUUGUGCUACUGAAAAGUUUGAACAUAGCUUUUCCCUUUCUUUGUAGUUGUUCACAAGUCUCGUUUCUACCUGACUCUUGGAAAAAAGAGUUCAAGUGAAUCUGGAUGAAGGAAAUAUUUGUAAACAUUGUAUAUUUUAUUCUGCCUAUCUUGGCCCGAUUUGUUGUAAGUUUGUUUUUUAUUUGUUAAAGUUGGAUAUUGUGUUAAAUUCUAAUUUUUAUAUAAUUUCUCUCUAUUGAAUGGUUAGAUUAAAUAUUGUGUUAUAGUUAUAUGCAUAAAAGUUUAUCAAUUAACAAAACAAAUUGUGUUAAAACAAAAUUGUAACAGUGCAAGCAUGUGGGUCACAACUGUUGGAUUUUCUUUUACCUUACAUUCAUGUUGUUGAUUGUAAGGUAAUCAAAUCCCAACAUGGUGAUAUUCUGCAGCCUUUGGGUUGGCUAUUCCUUCUAGCAGCCUCCAACUUCCAAUAACCAUGUUAUUGUUCGCAGGUGGUGGCAUCAGCAACUUGAAAAUGAUUAAGGGCAGUAUGUAAAGUAUGCUGAUAAGAAUUGAAAGUGGAUAUAAAGUAAAUAAAAUAUUGUUUUUAUAAUAAUCGCUUUUUAUGUAAUAAUUUAUUUUAAGUUAGAGGGACUGUAAUAAGCUCCAUGUGUUUACUUAUAGUUGCUUCCAUGUUUGUAAAGGAUUGGAGCAGUGGAAUUGAAUCAGAUUAUUGUCUUUUUGCUCUGUGACCAGCAGGUUGGUAAAAAUGUGCAACUAUUCACUGAGCAGCCAGUACAUUCAGUACUAAAAUGAGACAAUCUCUCCCCCCCCUGUACACCCCUUGGAUGGAGUUUUCAUAUACUUCCAGAUGAAGUUAAAUAUGAUGUAGCAAGUUUCACAACAGGCUGUUUGAAUACAUGAUCUGUUAUGGGAAUUUCACAAUAAAUAUAAAAACAUCAAGUGAUGCAUAGCUUCAACUACAGCUCUUGCAUGUUGCCACCUCCUGUAUGCUAAGAAUAGCUGGGGUCCUAAUCAAUUGCUGCACCAGAGUUUCAUGAAACCAAAACACAUGAUCAAUACUUGGGUGCAUUAGGCUACUGAGUUGUUGAACACAUAAAGAGUUUAAAUAUAAUGUGUAGCAAGUUCCGCAUCAAGCUGUUUGAAGAUAAGAUCUGAUAUGAGAGUCUGGAAAAUCUGGUUCUGUCCUAUGGGGUUGGGGUUCUUAACCUGGUGUCCGUGGAUGGGUUUCAGGAGGUCUGGGAGGAUCAGAUAAAAGUAACAAUAUACUAGUGUGUGUUUUUUUAGAUUGUUUACUUUAAAGUUUGAUAAUAGUUUGUGUAUCUCACAUAUGUAUGAGACAAUCAAAUCUCAAUAAAUAAAGUACAUUAUACAGAAAGUUAUUUGAAUAUUUCUAAGAAGGGGGUUCCAUAGCAUUCAUCAGAUUCUUAGAGGGAUCUGUGACUAAAAAGGUUAAGAACCACUGCCUUAGGGGUUAAUGGUGAGGAGAGAAUUAUUGUUUCCAGGAAGUAGCUAAAGCAAACCUUUUAGAGUGCCGAGUGGAGGAAAUAUAUUUUGUAUUAUACAAGGGGACCAGGUAUUGAGUUUGAAAUGUAUGAAAGCAUUUCUGAAGAGAUUGAUAUUAUUUUUUCUUGUUUGAAUAUUUAUAGAUUAAUAAGUACAUUGCAUUUUUACCAUGACUCAUGAAAUAAAUUAUCCUCUUUUUUUUCUUUCAUUAAAACAAUUAUCAGGAUUAUGGCACCAUGACAUCUCAUGUAAAGAUGUACAUAGAGAUCCAGUGUUAUUAGAUAUCUGUGCUUUAUAUAUUUUUAUAUCAAACAUAAAAAAGGAUUAUUCUUCCAAAA